Physeter macrocephalus (sperm whale) is the source of this 1385-nucleotide messenger RNA. RefSeq names its product chromosome unknown C1orf74 homolog (gene CUNH1orf74). The record is from RefSeq and is a predicted model, not a curated record. The coding region runs from base 385 to 1176 and encodes 263 amino acids. The transcript is spliced from 2 exons. NCBI's taxonomy places the organism in Eukaryota, Metazoa, Chordata, Mammalia, Artiodactyla, Physeteridae.
CGUCAAGGAAGGCGGUGGGACUGGGGACGUGUUGGGCAUGCGCAGUAGAUCGACUUCGCCGACCCUGGCCCCGCCCGCGGUAAAGGACCUGCCCGCGCGGGUGGGAUUUUCAGUUCUGUGGCAGAGGGCGGGCGCCUAGCGGCUUUCUUGGCAGCGGGCAGGAAACUGGCAGGAGUUCCUGAGCCUGAACGUGCAGCGGAAGUAGAAGAACGUAUGUAUGUGUGAGAGAGACCUCUGCCUCAUUUAACAAAUUACGAUACUAUGCUCAGGAAACGGUGUAGGGGUUGAGGCCCUUCUUCAAGUCUCUGGAGCCCAGAGAUGCAGCCCAGGGGAGGGAAAUGUGACUAGUUGAGGAGGCCAUGCUUACUGUUGCUGCGAGAUCCCAUGUCAGCACCAAGUCCUCAGCUGCUGGUGGCAGCUGCUCAGCAGACCCUGGGCAUGGGAAAGAGACGAGGCCCACCCCGAGCGGUCUGCCUUCAUCUAGCCGGAGAGGUGCUGGCUGUGGCCAGGGGACUGAAGCCAGCUCUGCUCUAUGAUUGCAACUGUGCAGGGGCAGCAGAGCUCCAGAGCUAUCUGGAGGAGCUGCAGGGUCUGGGCUUCCCGACCCAGGGACUUCACAUCCUUGAGAUUGGACAAAACAGCCUGAUUGUCCUUCCUGAGCAUGUGUGUCGGCACUUGGAGCGGGUGCUGCUUGGUACCAUAGUCUUUGUGGACGUUUCCAGCUCUCAACUUCACCCUUCCGUCUGCUCCCUGGACCAGCUUCAGGACUUGAAGGCCCUCGUGGCUGAGAUCAUCACACAUUUGCAGGGGCCACGGAGGAACCGAUCCCUGGCAGUCUCCUGCAGCAGGCUCCGUUCCUCAGACUGGAAUCUCUGUACUGUGUUUGGGGUGCUCCUGGGCUAUCCUGUCCCCUAUACUUUUCACAUGAACCAGGGAGAUGGCAACUGCUUAGCCCAGACUCCACUACGGGUGUUCACUGCCCGGAUCUCAUGGCUACGUGGUCAACCACCAGUCUUGCUCUAUUCCUUUAGUGUCCCAGAGAGCUUGUUCCCAUCCUUGAGGAACAUUCUAAACACUUGGGAGAAGGACCUUAGAACUCGAUGUAGGACUCAGAAUGACUUCGCUGACCUCAGCAUCUCCUCUGAGAUAGUCACACUGCCGGCUGUGGCCCUCUGACUUUAACUCUUUUCCUGUGUAGAAGGAGCUCCGUAAAUGAUCAGCUCUAGGUCAGAGAUGGCAAACAGGAAUCAUCUCAAGUGCCAAUUCCAAGCAUCUCAAAGACACUCGGGAAGAAUACUGUAAUAAAUUUGCCAUUUUUAUGCUGAACUGGACUAGGGAGAGUAGACCAGGAUGCUUCAGGAAUAAACAGAGUCCUUUGGAACAGA